Molecule: messenger RNA, 285 nt
Organism: Polyodon spathula (Mississippi paddlefish)
Lineage: Eukaryota; Metazoa; Chordata; Actinopteri; Acipenseriformes; Polyodontidae
Product: insulin-2
Exons: 2
Coding region: 1-285 (94 amino acids)
Cellular component (GO): extracellular region
Molecular function (GO): hormone activity
Source: RefSeq, a predicted model, not a curated record
AUGUCUCCUUCUCUCUCGAUGCUCCUCUCUCUUGCUCUGCUCUGCUGGGGUGCGGGACGGCUUCCCUGUGUGGAGGGGAGGGUCACGCAGCACCUGUGUGGGGUUCACCUGGUGGAGGCGCUGUUGUUCGUCUGCGGACCGAAAGGAUUUUUCUACACGAGCGAGAUUCUGCUCAGCCCAGCUGCUCACUUGCUGCUGGAGGGGAGAGAGAAGCGUGGCAUCGUGGAGCAGUGCUGUCACUACUACUGCACUUACUAUGACCUGGAGAACUACUGUAACAACUAG